AUGGUUGUGAGAGAAUCAAUAACGAUUGCCAACGAAGGAAUAGAAGAAAUUAUAAUAAAUGGAAAGACGGGUGAGCAAACAAACGAAGGGUUUGCCACUGAUGAUUUGAGCAGUUUUGACGAUACCACCACGUCUACAGAUUCGUCCACACCGCCAUCAAUUUCCGACUCUCCAGACCCCAAAUCAGAUCAACGUGUAGCACUCACUCGCACCGUAGAAGCACUUCGCGAGAACCCAAAUGACAUUUCGCUUCUUAUUUCUCUCUCUGAGGGCUACAUCACCCUCAAUGACCUCGAUCUCGCACUCGAAUGUCUCGAUAACGCAAUAGAACUGGAUCCACGCAACGCAGAAGCGCUUGGUAAACGAGGUGACUUGUAUCAAGAAUUGGACAGAUACAACGAAGCACUUGAAGAUUUUACUAAAUCGCUCAAGAUAAAACCAAAUGACAGUUUCACUCUAGCGGGAAGAGGCGCAGUAUACAGGAUGAUGGGAAAGCUCAGUGAAGCUUUAAAUGAUUUGAACAAGUGUUUGAAAAUCGAUCCUAAAGAUCAGUUUGCACUGAGAACCAGAGGCGAAGUGUAUUGCAGCGUGGAAAAAUACGAAAAGGCUAUCGACGAUCUAAACAAGGCGUUGGAAUUAAAACCAGAUGAUGUCAUUGCAUUGGGCGAUCGUGGAGAAGUGUAUUAUUUGAUGGACAGGCUGGAGGAUGCGCUUGAUGAUUUUGCCGCUGCCUUGGAAUUGGACCCUAAAAACAUCUUUGCCUUGACAAAGAGAGGGGCGGUAUUUUAUCGUCUUGCCGCGUACGAGAAUGUGUUGGAAGAUCUUAACAAGGUAUUGGAGCUGGAAAAAGACAAUGCAUUUGCACUGAGAUAUAGGGGAUCUGUGUAUGGUCUAUUGGGCAAAUACGACGAAGCAUUAGAAGACAUGAAUCACGCGUUGAGGUUAAAUUCCGACGAUGCGUUGAUACUAAGAGACAGGGGAGAACUAUAUCGGAAAUUGGGUCAAUACGACAAGGCAUUAGCCGACGUCAAUAGAUCUUUGCAAUUAGAUCCACAAAACGCGUUUGCGUUUAGAAUACGCGCUGCUGUAUAUUGUCGACUGGGUCAAUACGACGAAUCGCUGACCGAUCUACAAAAAGCACAAAAAAUCAAACCGCACGAUUCGUUUGCUCUACGCACAAGAGGUGACGUAUACCGACUGCUCGAACGAUACGACGAGGCACUGGACGAUCUCGACACUGCGAUAGUACUCAAGCCCGACGACACCUUUGCGCUCAGCACGCGCGGCAGAGUGUAUUACAUGCUGGAAUGCUACGAGGAGGCGCUCGCAGAUCUGGACAGUGCUCUAGAAAUAAAACCCGCCAAUGGCUUUGCUCUUCGCACGCGAAGUCGUGUUUACUACAUGUUGAACAGAUUCGAAGACGCUCUGGUCGAUUUAAACAAGGCUCUCGAACUCGAACCGAAUGACACAUCUGCUCGAGCAAGUAGAGGCGAAGUGUUUAGAGUGUUGAACAGACAUGAAGAGGCGCUUGUCGAUCUUGACUGGGCUUUGAGACAGGAACCUGAAAACGUGUUUGCGCUGGGAAACAGGAGUGAGAUAUACAGAUCGUUAAAGAGAUUUGAUGAGGCGUUGGCUGAUUUGGACAAGGCUCUUGAGAUUGAACCGGACAAUCCACUUGCAUUAAAGAAUAGAGGGGAAGUGUUUCGAAUGAUGGGAUACUAUGAAGACGCGCUGGCUCAAGUAUACCAAAUGCUGGAAAAAUACGAGAACGCACUGGCUGACCUUAACGAUGCGAUUGCGCUCGAACCCGACAACAGCUUUACUCUGCGUUGUCGAGGUAACGUCUAUCGAUUACUACACAGAUACGAGGAAGCGCUAAUAGACCUCGACAAGGCGGUCAACCUUGAGCCUAACCAUGUAUGGGCUCUAUGUUAUCGCGCGCAAGUGAAUCACGCUCUUGGCAAUUAUCAAAAGGCGCUACAGGAUCUUGACAAGGCUUUAAUAGUACAGAACGAACAUUGGUUUCCGCUUGUUGCUCGUGGAGCAGUGUACAGGUCGCUUGAAAAAUACGACAAGGCUCUGAGCAAUUUCAAUCAAGCGCUUCAGUACGAACCCGAAGAUGACUUUGAUGUUCGAUAUCAAAACGAGGCAUUGAUUCAUCGAGGAGGUAUAUACGGUAUACUUGGGUGUUAUGACGAGGCGCUGAGAGAUCUCGACAAGGCGUUACAAGUCGAGCCGGAAAGUGUGUUUGGAUUUUGCGAGCGAGGUGCUACAUAUAGGGCAAUGGGAGAAUUUGGUUUGGCUCGGUCUGACUUGGAAAAGGCGCUCACGCUUGAUCCUGCAAAUCAACUCGCAUUGGGUGAGUUGGAUAAAAUUAAUAAAUUGCUCAUGAAAGGCAAUGAUGAACAGCAGGAUCAUACGAGUUGUAAUGGUGUUGAGAGUUAA
Messenger RNA from Paraglomus occultum, 2445 nucleotides. Lineage: Eukaryota; Fungi; Glomeromycota; Glomeromycetes; Paraglomerales; Paraglomeraceae. The record is from the annotation of a GenBank genome assembly.